Molecule: messenger RNA, 1614 nt
Organism: Rubroshorea leprosula
Lineage: Eukaryota; Viridiplantae; Streptophyta; Magnoliopsida; Malvales; Dipterocarpaceae
Source: the annotation of a GenBank genome assembly
AAAUGUAAUUGAAACCGACCUAAAGCUUUUUUUUCCUUAAUUCUUAAAUGUAGACCAGACUAUUAUUGACUUAAACAUUGGAGUGUCUAUCCCGAGGAUUCACCUCAGGGCUUUGCAAGUUAUCCCGAAGAGAAGACUUGGACUAGAAGAAGUUACCUGGAUGAUUCAGAAGAAAGGAAGAAUAUCGCAAAUUUUUUUCAAGUGUGGAAUCAAUUCAUAUAUUCCAUGCGAGAAGGGGAUCUAAUAAGCAAUAGGGAAAGAGAUUUGCUACUUGUGUCAUAUGCUUCAAGCGAUGUCACUGUUGUCCAGUGGCCCCCUUUUUGCUUGCAAGCAAGCAUCUUUGAAGAAGCUCAUUUGCACAGUGAAGAUGUUCAAUAUGGCAAGAAGGAGCAGGGAUUUGAGAGGAUAAAUAUUAGCAUUACACUCAACAAAUCAUGGAGGGAAAAGGUUGUUAGGCUGUAUUUGCUUCUGACAGAGAAAGAAUCUGCCAUAGAUGUGCCUACAAAUUUUAAGGCUUGGCGACGCAUUACUUUCUUUGCAAACUCCCUAUUUAUGAAUAUGCCAAGUGCUCCAAAAGUCCGUUACAUGCUCUCUUUUAGCAUUUUGACUCCGUAUUACAAGGAAGAUGUUCUUUAUUCUGAGGAAGAACUCAACAAGGAAAAUGAGGAUGGCAUAUCAAUUUUGCUUUACCUACAGAAAAUAUAUCCUGGUGAAUGGACCAAGUUCCAGGAACGUUUGAAAGAGAACGAGGAUGUCAAAGCUGAAAAGGAGGAACUUCGAAAGUGUGUAUCAUACAGAGCACAAACACUCUCCAGAACAGUGAGAGGGAUAAUGUACCACAGGCUGGCUUUACAACUUCAAUGCUUUCUGGAAUCUUCAGGAGAUAAUGCUAUUUUUGGUGGAUAUCGUACCUGGGAACCAAGUGAGCAGGAACAUAGGGCUUUCAUGGAUCGUGCAGAAGCUCUGGCCAGUUUGAAGUUCACCUACGUCGUUUCUUGUCAGGUCUACAGAACUCAGAAAAAAUCAGCUGAUGCUCGAGAUCAUAGUUAUGAAAUUGCUAAUGUCUCUUUAAAUAAACGCAAACUAGAAAGAUAUCCACCCAAACCAGGAGCGAAAACACACGAAACACAGCAAACAGCGAAGCAAACAGCAAAGAAAACGGAUAAAGACAGCCACAACAAGGCAGGAAAAAAAUUACAGAAGACAGGAAACAGUCCCAGGGAAAGACAAAAAACAUCAGCUGAUAAAAAAGACCAGAAAAAGAAUCACUUUGAAGAGACCUACAAAGUGAGAAAUGUUCUGGAGGAAUUCAUAAAACAUCGUCCCAAUGAUAGGAAACCAACAAUAUUGGGCCUAAGGGGGCAUAUUUUUACUGGAAGUGUUUCUUCACUAGCUUGGUUCAUGUCCAAUCAAGAGACUAGUUUUGUAACUAUAGGUCAACGGAUUUUGGCAAAUCCUCUGAGGAUUGAGGGUUCUUUAGAUGAGGGAAGUGUAUUAGGAUUAUUUUUCUGGACUGAUCCAAUGGUGAGUGUAGUUUGAUAGAUGGUUAUACUGUAUUUAAGUCCACGUUUCCCUUUAACUUGAACUCAAGGGUAAGAAAUAUUACCCUUGAGU